Molecule: messenger RNA, 22012 nt
Organism: Cinara cedri
Lineage: Eukaryota; Metazoa; Arthropoda; Insecta; Hemiptera; Aphididae
Source: the annotation of a GenBank genome assembly
AGCGAUGCUAUCACUGAUAUCAUCAUGGAUGAAUUAAAGAACAUAUGGAUUCUCUACUCAUACCAACCAUACAUAACAUAACCAUGUUCGAAAUAUGCUGUGGUGUGUACACAGUCGGAAGCGUCAUGACGCCCUUUGUACUUUGUAGUCAUGGCGUCGUCUGCUUAUGUCUAGUCGCGUUUUGAAAAAAAACAAAUACAAAAUCGUUCAAGUAUUUUGUUUAAUCGCGUUUCUCGUGGCAAAUUGCGCGUUCCGUUUAUGUACCGAAUAAUUUCCCCGGUUAUUGGUUUUUAAGUAUAGUAAUGUGUUUUAACUUGUAGUGGUAAAGGUUCUUCUGUUGUAUGGUUUGAAAUCGGCUGUAUUCAUAUUCACGUGUAUACUAUAGUGUUGGGUGAAUCCAUCAUGGCCGCCCUAAAAGAAGUAAUGCACACUAUUAGUUCACAGCGCAUAUCCAAUCAGUGGUUGGAAUCAAACUGUGACAAGUCUGGUGGUUUUUUGAUGAGGGGACAAUAUGUAUGGUUUGCUUUUGGUGCGAAUAUUGUCCUUUAUUCAAAACAACUCGGGUUCAUCUUAUCUUCUCGAUCAUUUGACAGUGACCAAAAGGAUAAAUCUUUUAAGGUUUGCAUUACACACACACACACAUAUAUAUAUAUAUAUACUUAUAUGAAUACCAUGUAAUAUAUAAUCUAUUAUUAUGUAGAACAAUAAUCAUAAGGGAAAAAAUAAAUAUUCAGUGGCAUGUAGGAUUGUGGAAAAAGCCAUCCAUUGAUGACACAUGCCAACAUGAAUAUUUACAUCUCCAUUUUAUAAUUUAUUAAUAUUACCAUAAUACUAUUUAAGUAUGAGUAUGUAUGCCACCAAGCGAAGUUAAAUUAUCGCACUUAAUUAAAUACAUUAUAAACAAUUUCUAAUGGAUAUAAAAAAAAAUUAAUUGCUUCACCCGCAAUAUUUUUUACAAUCAAAUCAUAUAAUAUAUAUACUACGCAAUCAAUUGUUAAAAUAAUAUAUCUAUUCAUAUUAUAACAAUUUGUUAAAUGUACUACUCUUAACAGUUAAUUUCUUGAUCAUAUCAUUUGAAUUCAAUUGUAUUCAGUAAAUCUUUUUCAAUAUUCAACAGUAUUAAACUUUCUAAAAUGUCUUUGCCCAAUGUAUUUCUUAAGUAGUUUUUUUAUGUAUUUCAACUUUGAAAAACUUUCACAUCCUACUUGUGUCAUAGAUAAUACCAGCAUUAGUUUAUACGCAAUAAAAAGACGGAUAUACAUUUAUGUGUACAUUGUACUGAUAGAGGAGCUACUUUAGGGAGGUUAAUUUUAUUUUUCUCAUGAGUUUUCUUAAUAAAUUGGAAAAACAAGAAAAUAGGUACAAUAUUAAACAGAUAUUUUGAAGAAAAUUUAUAAUGUAUAUGUAAUUGUUUUACCAUAAUAUGACAUAUGUAUAGUUGAUAAAACAACACUAUCAACCGAACUUCGCUCAGAAUCGUUUUUUCUUUAGCAAUGGUUAAUCAUUGCUUACAGACAUACAUUAAAUUACCUAUAACAGUGGCUACACUUAUAUCAAUUAUACUAAGAUAUCAGCUUUUUUUAUUUUACUGACAAUUUUUAUAAAUUUUGAACAGCCCUACCUGAACUAAAUUUUUGAAUACAGCCUGUAUAUGGUUAUCAAUGCGUAUUAUGCAGAGUCCCUUAAUGGAUUAUACAAUUAAUAUUACAAAUACCUACUCAUUAAUAUUGUACAGUCGCCGGCCAUUACUCUAUUAUAAUAAAAAUUACAAUUUCAUUUUUAAAUUUUUGAGAUUGUGGUCCAUUGGGACCUUUGAGUGUAAUAUUGAUGGGGGUCUACUGGGAAAGUUCCGAUUUGCAAAUAGGUCUAUCUGCCUAUGCUAAAAUGUAUUUGUGGAAAUUGUCUGUGUUGGAGAGUAAAAGUAAUGUGGACAGAUUUGUUUUUAUUGAUUUUGACGUGCCAGUUAGAGUACCAUUUGGGAUAGAUUAUUUAGGUGAUUUUGGAGAUAAGCUAAGAUUACAAAAAGGUCAGUAUGGAGGAAAUUAUUUUGUAUUCAUAUGGGUGUGUUAAUUUACUGAUUAUGUAUUAAAGAGUGUUGGGGAUGUAAGUGCAUUUUAAGGAACAUCAGCUAAAAAUAGGAAAAUACGUGAAACUUUUGUUCUGGCUCUGAUAGCGAAGUGACAUUUGCUUAGGUAUGAUUUAAAAAAUAGGUAAUAUAAAGGGGUAUUUUUUUAAAUUAAGCUAGUAGUUUAAUAUAUUAUUUACUGUAACUUCAUUGAUUUCAGAAAAUCUGAUUUUGGUUCAUUAUACUUACUAUUUUGUAGGUACCUAUACUAUAUUAGAGUGGUACUUAUUUUGCCAAUCUCAAAUUUCUUCCAGGAUACCCGCCCAUCUUGUGCCAUUAAAUAAAAAUUUGAGGUCAUUUGGAUAAUAUUUAGUGGAGGUGCACAGAGUUUUAAUAUUUAAUAAGAAAACAUUAAUAAUAUAAAUGAAAAUUUUGUGAAAAAUCUAAGUAUACCCAAAUGUACUUAAAAAUUCCGAAAAUCAGAAUUUUAAUUUAUGCACAAUUUAAAUAUACAAAUGGAAUGAGCAUAAUUAAAUCUCUGUAUAUUAUAUUAUAUCUUCAUAAGUAUAAAAAAAGAUUAUGUAAACAAUAAUUGUUCUUAAAAAUUAUCCAUAUCUCCUCCCCAUCCCAUUAUAAAAUCAUUUGACCGUUACUGGAUUUAUUAGAAUUUUUUAUUUUGUUUUUCAUAAAAAAACAACCUAUUUUAAUGUCUUUUUUUAUACCACAUACACAGGGAUUAGAUUUUUUAAAAGUUUCAGAAUUCAAUUGAAACUUAAUGAAAUUACCAACUAUUUCUACACUAAAAUGGUUUUAGUUAUAAUAUUAAUAAAUUACAGCCAAAUCACAAAUCAAUAUAACGCCAACCUUGGAUACUUGAAAAAUUUUGCAAUUCAAAUUUAAUUUUGGCCCCUAAAUAUUCUCAUAAAACUCAACGUAUCUAUCUCUCGAAAAACAAAAUAGUAAUAAACAGCUUAUUAAUUUUUUAGCGUCUUCAAUUAAUAUAUUCUUAAGUGUGGUAUCAAAAAAAAAACAUUAAGAUUUUAGGAUUAAAAUAUGUCCUUUGUUUUUUUAUUUAAAAAUUAAUUCUAAAUGACCUAUAAUCCGUUGUACACUAUUUUCAUUGAUUUCAUGCAAUUUUUUUGAUAUAAAAUAUUAAAAAAUUGUGCGCCUCCACUAAUAUUACCCAAAUUACUUCAAACUUUAUAGAUGUUUAUAAGUAGUUUAUAAAGAGUAGGGUUCUACCCAUAGUAAAAAAAAAUAGAGACUGAUUUAUUUUAAAAUUAUGUUAUUUGUAAUACAUGAAUGAAAAUUUGUGGUGUUAACUCCAUUUAACUUUUAAAACUACAUACACUGUAUUAUGAUGUCCAUUCAUAACAAUUUGAUUUUAUUUUUUACUAAGAAUUGAUUUAUUACCUAAUUUAUUAAAAAACUAAAAAAUAAUAAUAAUUUGUUACCAUACUUGUUAUCAAACAAGAUAGCUACACUUGGCUAACAUAAUUUGAUAAGCAUUUAUAAUAGAUUAUUUAUUUGUUUAUUUAUUUUAAAUUAUCCCUUUAUUGUAGCAUAAGUAAUAAUAAUAAUCAAUAUAAUUGUUUUUUUUUUAUAUAAAUUUGUAAUUAUUUACCUAUGUAGUAUUUAAGAAUCUAUAUGAAAUUUAGAUUCUUAUUUGUAAUUUUAUUUUAACAAAUUAUUUUCUUUGUUUUUAUUUUUUUUUUAUUUUAGAUUACCUCUGUUAAAGAAUUAUAUAACAACAAAAAAACAAAUAAUUUUCUUUUGGUUGGAUGUUCUUUUAAAUCUUCUGGGAAAUUAUUUGUAUGUCAAUUGCCCACUUUGACUACAAUUCGGUGUAUUGAACUACCAUGGCCGGUAUAUUAUUUUUUAUCUUAAUUUAUUAUUUUUGUAUUUUAAAAAUGUAUUACAUAAAAUAAUGUAUAUUUAGAUAUCUUAUAUUGAUAAAAUUAAAAAUAACUCACAUACUGAAGAUCAAUUUUGUGAUGAAUUUAAAUUAAUGUCUACUAUAUUGCUAGUUGGUAUGGUAACAGGAGCAGUUUAUGCAAUUGAUUUAAGACAAGAUGAUAUUGAAGAAGGUAAGCUGAUCAAAUAUUAUAUUCUUAUAUUUUAUAGCUACCUAAUUAUUUCAUAAAUAAAAGAUCAAUUUUAAUUUAAAGAAUUAAGACAUAAUGGAGUUAUUGUAAAUGAAUCACGACCUAAUAAAUUACUUAUGAUUAAAAAAAAUGAUUGCCAAGAAAUUAAAGAAAUGCGUGGUGAUACUAAUUGCCAUCUGGCUAUGUUUAUUAAUGGUAAAGUUAAAUGAAUAAGUAAUAUAAUUUAUUGUUAAAAGAAAUUGUUAUUAAUUAUUAUCUCAUAUCUAGAAAAAUUUCAUACCUACUGUAAAAAGCAAUUCACUAACAAAUUGAAAUUAAGUGUAUCUUGUCUAAUGUUCAUUGAAGAAAUUAAUACUAUUGCAAUGGGUUUCUCUACUGGACAUUUCCAACUAUGGGACUGUAAAAUUAAGCGUACAAUGUAUGUAUUUUAUAAACAUAAUAUAUUUUUUGUUCCAAAAUAUUAGUUUUUAUAAAUAUGAUUUUAUGUGAUAAUGUUUAUUAUUUAUAAAGAUAAAUUCAGGUAAUUGUAUUUUUAUUUUCUUAGAUGUUCACUAGAAGAACCAAAUUGUUUUAUGCCAAUAACUCAUAUUAGUUUUCUUGAACCAUCUGAUGAUCCAAAUAACCUAUGUUAUCUUUGGGUUAUUCAAUCUGAUAAUUCUAAGCUCCCAAGUGCGACUAUGAUUGGAUUAAAUUAUAAACAUAGAAUUAUGAUGCCCAAUGGUUUUUCAUCAUACAGAGUUAGUUACUUUUUAAAAUUUUUACAAUGUUUAAUACUAAUCUAUGUCUAUCUAUAAAAAGACGUAUGCAGGAAAUGGUAUAAAACUACAAGUUAAUUUAAAAAAAGAAUCUGGAAUUGGUCGUUGUAUUUCUGCAUUUUCAAUGUGUAACAUGAAUCCAUUCAGAGAUGAAAAUGGUAACUUAAUAAUUUGUAUUAUAAUUAAUGACUUAAAUAAUAAUUUUAGAUUCUGGACAUAAAGAGGAAUGAGUUGGUUUUACCAUAUGUGUAUGAACAACUUUUCUAUAGAAGUCUUGUUCCACUCAAAAGCUGAUUAGAGAUUUUUUUGUAGCAAUACAGAUCUUAUAGUUGCAUUGGGAAAGUUGGUUUUUGAUUUUUCAUGUAGUUUUUUAAUGACUGAGAAAAUCUAUACGAGAAAAGUGACAGUUAAAAGCAUUGAUAGUUUAAUUAUUUUCAAUUUGGUCAAGGCUAAAUGUUUGAAAAUUUAACAUUAUCAUAAAUUGUAUUUGAUGGUAAAAAAAAAAGUUGAGCAUUAUGUAGGUUUUUAUAUAAACUACUUAAGUUCAAAUUUUGGUGAAAAAUUAGAGGCAUUUUUUUAAUAUGUUAAACCCAAACUCAGAAAUGUAUUUUAUCUGCAUUGUUCUGUAAUGUAUCCAUUAUAUAUGGAUAUAAAUUAAAUAACUAUAUAUUUUAAAUCAAGGAUGCAUAUUUUGUUGUUGUUUUAUAUAAGUUAUGUUUUAUAGAUAUUGAUGAAGAUUCUGAAAUAAGGUUAUUUUCAAUGUUAAUUGAAAUAUGUCGGAAUCCAAAUGAUGAUCCAGAAUGUUUUGUUUUUGUUUUUGAUAUUAAUCAGUGGUAUAAAGCUCAGAUGCCAUCUGUUAUAAGCCAUCUUAAAGUGUCUAAUAUGUAUGCUAGUUUUGUGAAACUGCCUCACAAUGCUAAAUAUUUAGAUUUCAAUAUUUCGGAAAAAUCAUUGCGGCCAUUUGGUUAUAACUUUGGAAAUAAUAACAUAGAAGAACUUUACUAUCCAUCAUCUAUGUAUUUUGGUAAUUAUCAAUUAGGCUUAUGUUUUGCCCUAUUGUGAAUUGCAUUAUAUUUACUUACAUAUUUUCUUUCUUUAGAAUGUGAUUGUUUAGUCAAAGAUGAAAUAAUAAGUUUUAAACAUGCUGGUAUUCAACAAGAAAUUUUGGAUCAGUUGCUUUUAAAAAGUUGGAAAUUAUUAAUAAAUCCAACUCUGGUAUUUAAUCAGUGUUUACAAACUAAUUUAAAGCCAUUUUUUUGGGAUAAGACAGAUGAUUAUGUCAAUUAUAGUUUGGUAAUAAUAUUUAUUAUGCCGGUUCAUUUUUUCUAUAAUUUAUGUUAAAUAUCAUGUUUUUAGCCUGACCAAAGAAGUUUUUUAAUUUCCAUAUUAGUAGAAAACAAAUUAAUGUCUGUAAUUAGUGCAUGUGCCGAAGAAUGGAAAAAUGGAACAUAUAUUUCUAGUGAAGCUACUAUAUUACAUCUAGUCCAAUGUUUGUGGAAGCAUGUCAUGGCUGUGAAACAAUAUGCUGAUAAAUUAUGUUAAUAUUAAUUUCAUUAAUUAUAUUAUAUUCAUAAAUUACUAGUGAAAAAUUUUAAUUAUUUUUAGGUGUUCCGCUAUUUGACUAUUCUGGUACUCAGAUGGACAAAAAAAAUCAAAAAAUAUUAAGUUAUUGUUUGUCACAGAUGCAAUGUGUUAAACAUUUCCUUGAAUACUUAAGCAAUGCAUAUGGAGCUAAUAUAAUUAAUGGUAUUUUAAAUUAUAAUAUAGUAUUUUAAUAUUUCACAUUUGAUUUACAUUUAUAAAAAUAAUUCAUACUCUUGGAAGAAUACUGACACAACUCAAAAAGUAAGAUUUUUGAAUAAAUAACCAUCAAAAUAUGCAAAAUGUCAUUCUUUUAAUUUUGUAUUCUUGAAUGUUUUUAUUUAAUUAAUAUUCAAGAUAGUAUGAUUUGAAUGUCUUUAUGUCAGCUUAAAAUAAAUUAUAGUUUCCAGCCUAAAUAAUGACAUUUCUAAGAUGUAACUUUAUUCUGAACUGCCAUAUAUUACAAAACAUUUUUUUAAUCAAAAUAAAUUCUUAUUUCAAAAGUAACACUUUUAUAUGAGAACAAUUUUAGUAAACUAUGAAGAAUUAAAAAAACAUUAAUAGUAGAUUUUCCAACAUUUUCAUAUUUUUAUUUGUGUCACUAUUUUUUCAGGAGUAUGAAUUGUAUAUAAUUUAGAGGUAUAAUAUGCAUGAUGAUUAUAUUAUAUGACUUUUAUUUAUCACUGGAGUUUGUAAUUGAUUUUUUAAAGUAAAAUUUACUUAAAUAAACUGAAUCUUAAUUUAAUAACUGCUGUAAAAAUUAAAAUUAUUUAAUAUUUAAAUUUAAAAGUUCACACUACAUUUUUUUAAUUCAUUUGAAAUUUAUUACUGUGUAUUUAUUAUUUAAAAAUAAAGGUGUUCCAAUUCGAUAAUCUAUAUAAGUUAUGUUUACUUAAUUUAAUGAAUAUUGUUAUUUUAUUUUAGUUGAUUACUCUUAUCGUGUGUUCACAUUAAACUUGGUUACGGAAUAUUUUAAAGCAGUUAUAUGCUUUCUGAAUUAUGGCCUUUUACCAGAAUCUCAUGAAAUAGAUUCUAUCAAUCAUAUUAUACAAUGUGAUUUUACAUCAUUAAUACAAUAUGCUGUUAAGCGGUAUGUUAUUAGUUCAAAUAACAAACAAAAUGUUUAUAUGAAAUAUUUAAAUUAUUUUUAGACGGACUGAAUUUGGAAAUUUGAAAUUUUACUUAAUUGAUGCAAUUGUAUAUAAUGAUCCUAAGGGAAAUAAAUUAAUUGAACAAUGGCAACACGAAGGAUGUGAAAUAACUAAAGGCUUGUAUCCUCCAUCUAAUGUUCAAUGCCUCCUGAGGAUUUAUUUAAAUGCAGCUUUAACUGAUACAGUGAAAAAUUUCAUUACUAUUUAUUUUUUGAUUGAUGUCUGCGCUUCACUGAAGUUAGUGAUUAUAUUUGUUAAAUUUAUUUAAACUAAAAUUUGCAUAUUUUAGCUUGGAUAUAAAAGUUGCUAAUCGGAUGUGUAACUUUGCUCUUGAAUUUGAUGUUGAAAAUAAAAUAUUGAACACAUUAUGUCGUGCAAGUUGGUUAUUUGAUCAUGAUAUGUUUGAAGUAAAUUUUAAUUGUAUUUAUUAAGAGUUAUAACAUUGAUUAAAUAUAUAUAGAUAGCCCAAAGCUAUGCAAAAUAUGUAAUAGUCAUAAUUAGUACCAUAAAUUCUCAAACAAUAGCAUUAGCAAUUUUAUUAACAAAAAAAAAUUAUAAUUGAAAUAAGAUAGGCAGUAGAAUUAUUAGAGGGCAAGAGAAGACCACAUUAUUUUGCAGACCAUCCAGUUUAAACAUUGGACUUGAGAUAAAAGUAAACUCCAAUAAGAAAACAACCUUUUGUGCAUUCUUGUCAGUCUUAUAAUUUAUAACAUUGAUGUACAGUGGUUUUUUACUGUUCAUUGAAAAUGUAUAAUAAUGUAUUAUAAUUUCAUGUUUUCUUAGUUUUUUGAAAGGUCAAUAAAAUAUUUUUGUCUUAUUGAAAAAUCUUAAAAAUUAUACGUUUCUCAUAUAUUUCUUUUCCAUAUAUUAUAAAAGUUAUGCGUAAUUUCGUAAACAAUUUUUAUCAUUGUUUCUAUUUUACAUAUUGACAAAUCAUAAAUAUUAUGGCCAUAAGGCUUUUCAAAACAUCUGUAACCAACUGCUCAGAAUAGUUUUUUUUAGCAAAGAUUAAUCUGUGCAUACUGGUGUACAUUUUAUGUCUUAGAUUCUGAGCAGAGGGGGGGAAUAUAAUGGUUUUAAAAUGAUGUUUUUUUUAUUAUUUUAUGUGUACAAAUAUUUUUCCAGAAAUCUUGCUUCAAUCUCCAAGUAUAGAACAUUUCUAGAAAGAAAUUUCCUUGGAGUGAUACUUUAAGAAGGUCAUUUUUUUAAAAACAGUUUUUUACAAGAAUUGAGAAAUAAUGAAAACAUUUACAAAAAUUAUGCUUUUGUUGUAAUUAAAUUUAAAAUUAAACUAGUGUCAUUAAUUUUAACACCAGUUUGAUUUUUAAGGGGAAAUUUACAUGGGUUUGUACCAACAAAUUUCUUGAUGAUUACCAUUAGAAAUGUAAUAGUGUCGAAAACUGCACUUUCUGAUUUCAAAAUUCAAACUUAUUUUUGAGCUCCAAUUUUCUUGAUUUCUUAUUGAUAAUUUUUAACAGUACAUUGAGCUCUAUGUAUAUUUAAUUAAUGGUGAUAGCUACUAUGUUUAAACUAUUUUGUUUUAUUUAUUUAUUUAUUUUUUUUUUUUGUGAAGGAUGCUAUUAAAGUAUUAUCAAAUGAUAAUGAUUGGUCAAAAAUUGAAAGUAAAUCAUGGAAUUGGUUUCAUUGGACUGUUUUGAAAUUGCUUGUAUUUAAAAAGGAAUAUUUUUGGGCACAAAUUUAUAUGAAAAUCACCAAGAUGGAAUUUGUGAAUGUUGAAGAACAGAAGUAAUCCAAACAUAAUUAGAAUAAUUGUUUUUAACAAUGGCAUAGUUUAGAAUAGAUUUUAGGAAGAAAUCUAUUGUUAAGGGAUCAGGUGCCAGCGAGUUUUUUGCUCAUUACAUACAUAAUGGGAAAAUUUUAAAAUCCAGCAGUGGACCCCUCAAUCAUUUAUGACAAAACUUUUAACCUUCUCCCUAACUAUUUUGAUGCUAAAAUUUCAUGUAGAACAUGAAAUAUCCUUACUAGAAAUUGAAAUAUUGUAUAGUUGUGAUGAUAGCUCUGCUGCUUCAGAUGUAUGUUUUUAAAAACACUCGUUUUAAAUUGAAUGUAAAAUAAAUUUUCAAGUUUAAUAAUAAAAAUAAAAUUACCAAUUAAAAAAAAAAAUAUUUAACUUCUUAGUUAUUCUGAAGAAUAUAAAUAUAGCUUUUAUUCAUAUUCAGCUUAAGAAAUCUUCAAUUAUUUAUUUACUAUAAUUUAUUUUGUUUUCAGAUUUUAUAUAAACUUACAGAUCAUGAAUAAUAAGUCAUUUGAUGUUUUUAAUUUUAUCCAUGCAAGACCAAUUAAUAAACAUAUAUUAUAUGAAUAUCUUUUUGAUCGUAUGUUUCAUGAAUAUUAUCACCAUAAUAUAUAUUCAAAUUAUAAAUUAAUGUUUUAUAUUUGUAUGUUUGCAAUAUUUAGGACUCAAAGAAGUUAAAAAUUUAAAAUGUUUGAUAGAAUAUCCUUUUGAAUGUGAUGAAGAAGAACUAUUCCUUAAUUAUUUAAAACGAUUUAAAGACAUGGCAACAAUUACUAUUAAACUAUUAUUUUUAUUACAACGAGGAAGGUAAGUUACACUGGAAUGACACCUAUUAUGAAAAUAUAUGUUUUCCCUUAAAUUAUAUGUUUAUAAUCUGAAUAAUGAAAGAAAUGUAUUAGUUUAUAAUGAUGUGUUUUUUUAUCUGUUGAUAAGUUUUUAUACUAGACAAUUUGCCUGGAUUAUGCAUAGAAAAAGUUAUUUUUUGAUUUUAUUUGUUGUGAAAAAAUAAUUUUAAAUACUUGACAUUUUUAACAAUUACCAAUUAUAUUAUUACUAAUUGAAAUUUUCUAGUUUUAUGUUGAUAACAAUAUUGUAAUUUCAUUAUAUUAUUUUUUUUUUAAAUUAAAAUUUGUUAGAUUAACAUCUAUAAUUUAUUUACUAGUUAUGAAUUAAUACAAUGUACAAUUUAAAUCAUUCAUAAGAUAUUUAAUUUAACUGUAAACAAUCUUCUAUCGGUGUUAGUAAUUUAUUGUUCCUUAACAUGGCCUACACAGGAUGCUAAGUGUUUUGUUUUUUUAUUUUUUUUAUGAAUCUGUCAGUAUUCAAUACAGAUGCCUUUAAAAAAUUUAACUAUUCAUAAUUUUAAAAACUAAAGUAAAAACAAAAUUAUUAAAAUGGCAAAUAAUCAUAAAUAAAUGAAUGAAUGUGUCUUCUGGAGUAUUAUGAUAAGUGUAUUAUACUUUUCUACAAUCCUCCUUGAGUUUUUUUUUAUAAUUUUUGUGAAAACAUUCAGUAGCUCUAACUAUGACAAAAUCUCUAUUUUUUUAAUAGAUGUUGUAUUAGCAAUGACUUUAACUUUAAUUAGAAUUAAACUUUAGUGCAGAUGCUAAACUUGGUUUAGCUCUGUAAGGUUCUUCAUUGUCAGAAAGGAUGAAAAACUGAAAACAAUUCAAAAUUGAUACAUCUGUAUGAGCUUUAAGAGUAAUUGAAUGAACUCAGUUACUCAGAUUAAAAAUUUGACAUUUUGUGGAGUUCAUUCUAUUACUCUUUAAGAUCGUAUAUGUACAGAUCACGUGGACACCAUACUGCCAGCAGUUCUAAAACCUGUGACAAUACUAUACUUAAGAAUACAAUAAUACUUGGCUUGGCUCCUGUAAUUUUUUUUGUAUUUAGUUUGCUAAUAUUAUUUUGCUUAGUUAGUCUGUACAUUUUUAUAUACACCACUGGCGCAUUUUUUAAAAAUGCACAUAGAGUUUGUGGUUUCACAGUACCUCACCAUGCUGUGCAAGUGGAAGGAGAUGGUUCCUACUCUUUUUAUUCAUUAUUGUAUCUCAUGUAUGGCACUGCCUCACAUGUGCUUUGUUUAUAAGCAAGAAAUUUGUUGUAGAACACAUUUGUAAAAACUGACAAUGGUGGUUUGAACUGUACAGCAUGAUGUAGUGUGAUAAUAUUUACAGACAGAUCAUGUGUCCCUGCAUACCACUUAUGUAACUCUAAUGUUAUACUUAUGCAUUUAAGUAAAUUAAUAAAUUUUGCAAUAAUUAAUCGCUAAUGUAUUAACAAUCAAGUUGUGUAUUUUUAAAAUAAUUGUAAUAAUAUUAUGAAAGGUGUUAUUUAUUUAAUGUUACGGAUUACCAUAAUAACAUGGAUGAAAUAUAAUAUAAUUUUAAAAAUAUUUUAUGUUAUAAAACCGUCCAUGAGUGGAUUGGUGUAAUACAGCUAGUUUAAUUUAUAUUUUUACACAACAAUAAUUCACUGAUAAAGAAACUGUUGAACCAAUUACACAACUCAUCACAUCUAAAGUUGAUGAUUGGGAAAAUUGAUUUUUCGUAGAAUAGUUUUUCAUAAACAGACAAAAAAACACAUACCUAACUGUAACAUUCCUCAUUAUGCUCAUAAUACAAAAUAAUCACAUUUUAGGUAUUUAGAAGCAAGUGAACAAAAAAAACUAUUUAGAGGCAACAACAAAUCAAAAUGCAAUGAUGCACUUGCAAUAACUAAUCUUUUAGUUAAUGGAUUUGAUAAAUGUACACCAGAUAUAAUGAAAAAAAAAUACAUUUGCCCUCCAGUUAAAAAUUUGUAUAAAAAAACCGGUUUGUUUUAUUUUUUGUACAUUUUUUUACAAUCUCAUAUUUUAAUUAAUUAACUUAAAUUUUUAAAUGUUUUAGAUGUUGUUUUAAAAUAUGUAAAUUCUGAUAAUAGAAUAUUCAAUAUAAUAGAAGAGAAAAACGAUUCAGUAAAAAUUAGUGAUCCGAGUAUACAAUCAAAUCCUAUGUAAGUAAUAUUAACUACAUUAUUCUUUAUUGAGUUAUAUUAGUAAACAUGCAUGUCUAUACAUAAAUUAUUUUUGGUUUUUAUAGUAAUCUUAUUAUACCAUUACAUAAUGAUAACAAGAAGAGGUCUCCAACAUUUGAUAUAGUUCCUAUUUUAAAGCGUAAAAAAAUUAAUGAUACCACAUGUUCGCCAAAAGCCAUUGAUGAUAUUCCUAAACCAAUGAUUCAGAAACAAGAACUAGAAAUUCUCAAUACACCAUUAGUUACAAAGAGUAUUAGUCAGACUUUGGUUAAAAAUAUUUCAUCUAUAUUAAAGGUAAUAACUGAUAAAUAAUUAUAUUUUUAAUAUAAACAUUGAAAUAAUUCAAAAGUUGUAAUAUUGUAAGAUAGACUUUGUUAAAACAUAAAAUAACAUUUUCAAAUAUCAAGAUAAGACAUAAUAAUAAUGUUAUUAAAUGUUAUCUAGAAAAACAAAAUAAGACUAUAUGUGAGUGACUAUUAUAAAAUCAACUCUCAUGUAUGGUUGUGAGGCUUAAAAAAUCAAGCAAAUAGAAACUUGAGGACUUUUGGAGAACAGAGUAUAUAGGGAACUAUGUGAACCUAUUAUUGAUAGAACAAUGGGUGUAUCUGACAGAGAAAAUUAUAAUAAAGAGUUUUACAAUAUUUUAGAACUAAUACUAAUAAUGAGUUUUAUUAAGAACCAAAGAAUAUAAUGGUUUGGUCACAUAAUGAGAAGGAAAAGACAACAAAGUUACAGUAGCUUUGGAAUGGAAUCCAUAAGGAAAGAGACCCUAGGAAAAAAUGAAUUGGUGUGGUGAUGGAGGAUCUAAAACUGUUAGGAAUUGACUGGAGAGAGGCAUCUCAAAAUAGAGAUUGAUGGCGGAAGUCUAUUAAUGUCUGUUAAAAUUAUUAGGUGUAAUAUUUUAAGCUUAAAAUAAGUCAAAUAGACAUAUAGUUGAUAGUUGUUACCGGUUGAUAAUUUUUAUUUUUAUAUUUUUCUAUAAUAAUGAAAAAUAUUUGUGUCCUUUCUAUAUAAACCUCACUAUUAAUUAAAUUAUCUGGAUUGUGGUGACUGAGGUAGUCUUCCCAAAUUACUAAUUUCAUUCUUUUCUAUUCCUAUCAAAUAAAAAAUACAUAAAUAAUCAAACAUCAUCAGGUAACUUAGCUAGUCUUUAUAAUAUAAAUAAUGAUUAAACGAAAAUAAUUGUUCAUUCAUAUUUUCAUAUUCUAUGACUUAACUUUCUGAUAUAAAAUCGGUGCUCAGUAGUAAUAAAAUAUAUUUUAGAAAUUAAUUGUCAAUUUAAAUUAUAUAUUUUUAGACAAGCUCUGCUAAAAAAGUUAACCAAACAUGUUCAAUAAAAUCUGAUACCAUUGGAUCAAAAACCUCAUUAAGAUUCAGUUUACCUGGUAAUAAUAACACUCAACCAAUUGAACAGUAAGUUAUAACAGUUAUUUUUAAAAAUAUUUAUUCAUAAUAUGUAAUUUAAUUUAUUGCAAAUAAAAAUUCUAGUUAAUGCCUCCUUUACAUUCAGCCAUUGCCACUGCUCCUCAUGCUGUCUUAUUAACUUCCCAAAAUAAUUUAGUGGCAGCAGUGAGUCUUUACAUUGCCUUGCUAUUUUUACAGCAUUAUCAGCAACUUAACAUGUAGUGAUUGCGUGUUUACAUUCUACUAAAUCAGUUACCACCAAGUGUGUGUUGUACUCGUACUAUUUGCAUAUUGUUUUUUUUAAUUUUACGUGCCUAUAUCUCAAUUAUUGACUUUCAACAUUCCAGCUGAUUGGAGCAAAAAAUCAAUAAUACAAUUAUUAAAACUGUAUGAGACUGAAAGAGUCAUAUAGGAUCCCCAAUAGACAAAAAUCAUAAAUUAAAACAUAAAGUACAUGAAAUGUUUUUUUUUUUUAAAACACUCACAUCAUUUAUAUCAGCAGACAGAGUGCCGAAUUGCAAUUAUUUCAGUAUUCUCCAUUGAGUGAGGUUGAAUAUGAGGUCAAACAAAGUACACACACACACGAAAGUAAAAAAAUCACAAAAAUUACGUGCACAUAACUGUCUUCUUCGCACAAUUGUGUGAUAACUGCAUUUGAACAGAAUGUAAGCAUGUACACAUUGCUGGUUAUAUUUCUACUUGCACUGCUCAACUUACAGCAGGGAUAAUACAAGGAGUAUGAUCAGUGCGAGUGAUGUGCUUACAUACUCACCCUGCUGACUUUCAUGCCCACUUCCCUGCUUACUGCCAGGAAGUGAAUUGAAUGUAAACAAGAUAUAAUAGGAAACAUGUAGGGAUAUUACAAACUGUUUGAUUUUUGAUCUAAAUUAAACUGAAAAAUUAAAAAUAAUUGAACCAAACCAAAUACCCAAUAGUUUGUUUCAAAAAUCAUUCUAUGCCCAUUACAAUUAUCAUUACAGUUCAUUAUGUGUAAUGUAGCAUGCAGCAUCAGUAUGAGAAAACCAUAGAUACAAAAAUAGAGUAUUUGGCUAUUUUAUAACAUUUCUGAAACUGUUGAUUUUUUUAUGUUCAGUUGAAGUUUGAUAAAUAUUUAAAAAAGUUUGAUUUAUUCUGUUUAGGCUCUUUAAUAUUAAGGAAAGUUUGGUUCCUGAUCCGUUAAACCUUUGAGCUGAUCUGGAUUUGUAUCAUUAAUUUAAAAAAAGAACUGGGAAUGAGUCUGGCCAUUGUUUGUAUGUAGGUAGUUGGGAAAGUUGAAUAUAUUAAGUUAUUUAAUUUAUUCCAACUAUAAACCAUUUUAACAAAAAAAUAAUUAUUCAUGAAGUUUAGUUAUACAUGUUUUGAAAAGCCAUAAUAUUUACGAUUUUCAUCAAAAUUUAACUUUAAAACUUUAUAAAAAAUAUUAUAUUACACUCAAUUUGUUUUUUCACCACCAUUUACAACUUAUAGUGAACCUUCUGUCAAAUGUUCAAGCAUUUCUGUUUAGUCUUAACAAUUUUAUCCACCAAGUUCCUACCAAAUAAAAAUUACAUAAAAACCAGUGAAGUUAAAAUGUCUAUAAAUAGUUUGAAAAUCUCACAAAUGUUUUGAAAGUUUUACCGUAUCUAGAAAAAGCAAAUAUAAGUUUUAUGCCCAAAUUUAAAAUAAUUUUAAACUGAAUCACAACAAAAACCAAAAUUAAAAAUUAUAUAAGUAUUAAAUCAUAAAUUGUUCUGUUAUUUCUAUGUAUUUUUCGGGGUUUGAUUUUUGAAUCAUUUUAAUAAUAACAUUUUAAACUUGUACCAUGUUAAAUGUAAUACCAGGCUAGUUUAAAUAUUCUGUGAAACUUUCAAGUUACUAUAAUUACUUUUAACUGAAACUGUUGUAUAAUUUAUCUUAAUUUUUUUCUAAUUAUUCAGAAAACCAAAUAAACUAUUCCUUGUAUAUAUAUUUAUAUACAGUAAAAGCUGCUUAUUAGGAAUACGGAUAAUUGAUACAAUUGCACUAUUGGAACAAAAUGUAUAUGGAUGGACUUGUUGUAUAUUAAUAACUAUCUUUUAUUAGAAAAAAUCGGGUUCACUUCUGUCUCAAAGUGUUCCUAAUAAGCUAUUGUAUAUAAGCUACUGUAUAUAAAAUAACAUUUCUUGACUGACUGAUUCAUCAUCGCCUAGUCCUGACCACUGGACAGAUUUGGCUGAAAUUUAGCACACAGAUAGCUAUUAUAAAUCCGCUAAGAAAGGAUUUUUAAAAAUUCAAUUUGUUUUAAUCAAAUGGUACCUUGGUGAUGAUAAUUUGUUUGCUAUGGAAAAGAAAACUUAUAAUUAUUAUUAUUACUAUUAUUUACACUAUUAAAAUUUCACAAUAGAAUACAUUUAGUCUAUCGAAGUUGGACUACCCGCUUCCCACCUAUUAGUUUUCAUUCAAUUCUCAAAUAAAUAUGGGUAAAAUAAUUAUAAUACAAAUUGGCAUGGGCAACACUGUGCGUGAAUAAACUAUUAUUUAUAUAUAAAAUAACUUAUCUUGAUUGACUGAUUGAUUCAUCAUCUAGCUUUAUGAGAUUUUAGUACGGUUAUUGUGAAUAUGGUGGCUGACAUUAAUUCAAAUUUUGAUUCAAGUUCAAGAUUUAAAUUUAAAUAUGACACGUUACAAAUACCUGUUCCUAUAAAUCUGGGAUGAUCAACUGUGAUUUUAAUACUGUAUACCAUAAAUCUAGGUGCAAUAAUCUAACAUAUUUUUUGUUAUUUUUUCUUAUUACCUUAAUAUCAACGAAAGUAUGGUUAUUAUUGUUGAAAAGUGUCAUAAAGCUAUUACAGAUAAAUUGAUUAUUUUAAUUUAUAAAGUUUAUUAACACAGAGCUAUACUACAGUAAUAUAUGCUAUAUUUUUUUUCAAUAUAUCUUGGAUAAGAAUUCUCUUUGAAAUAUUAAAAUAUAGAGUUGUUUUGCUAAUUUUUGGUUGUCACAAUACGCAGGCAUUAAGUAAAGACAUCUACAUACAACCUAUAAAUGUAAUAUAAAAACUGAUAGAAAAAAGUUGUAGGUAAUAAAAAAAAACUGCACACAGUCAAAGCUGGGUUAUUUAGCUAAUAUUAUUGUAUUAUAUAUGUGUGUAACUUAUAAUUUUAUUUUUAUAGAAAUAUUAUCAAAGAGAUCGUGGAAACAUCAAAAAUUGAUAAUCAACGAAUUUACAGCAAUAAAAACAGAAAUGAUAUAGUUAAUAAAUCUAUCGCACAAUCACUUAGUUUGAAUGAAAUAUUAGAAGAGAAUUCUAAAAUAGACCAAUGUAAACCAAUGGAAAUUUGUGCAGAAUUUGAAAUUAGUGACAUUUUUCAUCCAAAUAGUAAUAUUAAUCAAAUUAAUCACAAUUCGUUAAAUAAAAAAGUUAUUUUGUUAUCAGAUAAAGAAGAGGAAAACAUUAAAAAUAACACUAAAUUAAUUCCUGAAACACCCAAUUGUUCAACUUCUAAAGCAUAUCUAUCUGAUUUGACAUCUAAUGAGAAAACAGAUAACAAACAGUUAAAUGUACCUGGAAACACAAAUGAAACCUCUCAUCAGCAUUCAACAAAUACUGUUUUUAAAAAUGAUAAUGUACAGUCAAAUAUACAAGACAAUUUAUGUAAUAAAUCCAAAUCUUUUAUUAAAAACAUACCAGUUAUAUCAUUAGAUUCUGAUACAGAAUCUAAUUGUUCUUGCUCUGUAAAAACAAAUGGAAAUGGUUCAUCCACCUCUGGGGAAGUAAGUGAAGAACAGAGUAUAUCUUCUGAUGAGCAAUCAGUAGAUGACGAACAAAGUGUAUAUUCUGAUGAGGAACAGAGUAUAUAUUCUGAUGAACAAAUUGAUAAUAAACAGAAUACAGAUUCUAAUAUACAACUAAUAGAUGAUGACCAGACUACAGAUUCUGAUGUGCUACUAAUAGAUGAUGACCAGAAUACAGAUUCUGAUAUGCAAUUAAUAGAUGAUGAAUCAGUGGAUAAUGGCCAGAUUACAAAUUCUGAUGUGCAACCAACAGAUAAUGAGUCAGUGGAUAAUGACCAGAUUACAAAUUCUGAUGUGCAACCAACAGAUAAUGAGUCAGUGGAUAAUGACCAGAAUACAGAUUCUGAUGUGCAAAUAAUAGACGAUGUGGAGUCACUAGAUGAUGUGCAAAUAAUAGAUGAUGUGGAGUCACUAGAUGAUGUGCAAAUAAUAGAUGAUGUGGAGUCACUAGAUGAUGUAGAAUUAGUAGAUGAAGAGCAGGAAACGUCUUCUGAGGUGCAUUCAAUAGAUGAUGAGUCAGUAGAUGAAGAACAGGAUGUAUCAUCUGAUGAGCAUUCAGUAGAUUAUAGUCAAUCAGAUGAGAGUGAUUUAGAAAUCACAAGAUCUGGUCGAUUUAAAUAUCAACAAAAUAUAAAAGAUGUAGAUUUAGAAGAAGAAACUGAUGUUGUGGAAAAAAAAAGAUAUGAAGAUAUUGAAGAUAUUGAAGUUGAAAAAAACAUUUUGAAUCAACAGAAUGCAUAUGAAAAAAUGAAUGACUCGAUAGAAGAAGAAAUUUUAAGUCAGCAGAAUGCAUAUGAAAAAAUAAAAGACUCAAUAGAAAAAGAAAUGUCGAGUCAACAGAAUGCUUAUGAAAAAAUGAAUGACUCAGGUAAUACCACUGAACUCAUGAAAAGUGAACAUGUGAACUUGUGUGAAAAUCCACUAACAAAUGUAUAUGAAUAUGACACUAAACACAAUUAUUCUGUAGCUCUAAACUUGAGUAAAUCACAUAAUUCGACCUCUUUUGAAUUUGAUCGUAUUAAGGAAACUCACCAUCAUAGUAACAGUAUUGAAGACAUAGAAGUUCACUAUGUAGUGGAAAAUGAAAAUAUUGUUGAUUCAAACCCAAAUGACCAAACAAAUUUAAAAGAAGAUGAAUAUGUGAUAGGCAGUCAAAAUGUAGUCGAAAAUGAAAAUAUUGCUUAUUCAAACUCAAAUGACCAGACAAAUUUAAAAGAAGUUGAAUAUGUGAUAGAUAUUGCUUAUUCAAACUCAAAUGACCAGACAAAUGCUUAUUCAAACUCAAAUGACCAGACAAAUUUAAAAGAAAACUCAAAUGACCAGACAAAUUUAAAAGAAGUUGAAUAUGUGAUAGGCAAUCAAAAUGAAGUCGAAAAUGAAAAUUUUGCUUAUUCAAACCCAAAUGACCAAACAAAUUUAAAAGAAGAUGAAUAUGUGAUAGGCAGUCAAAAUGUAGUCGAAAAUGAAAAUAUUGCUUAUUCAAACCCAAAUGACCAAACAAAUUUAAAAGAAGUUGAAUAUGUGAUAGGCAGUCAAAAUGUAGUUGAAAAUGAAACCAUUGUAGAUUCAAAUCCAAGUUAUCAAGACAAUUCAAAAGCAGUCAAAAAAUAUGUGAUAGGCAGUCAAAAUGUAGUUGAAAAUGAAACCAUUGUAGAUUCAAAUCCAAACCAUUGUAGAUUCAAAUCCAAGUUAUCAAGACAAUUCAAAAGAAACUAUUGAAUAUAUGAUAGGAAGUCAAAAUGUAGUCAAAAAUGAAAAUAUUGUAGAUUCAAAUCUAAGUAACUCAGACAAAAAAGGAACUAUUAAAUAUGUGCAUGAAACUAACUCAGGAAAUAUCUUAAUUAAUAAAGAUAAAUCAUAUAACACUGAGGUUGAACCAGUUAAUAAUGAAAAUAGUAUACAUACUGAUGAAAAUGACUUUAAAAUGCUAAGUAAUGAAUCUAAUUUAGUUUCUUGUAAUGAUUUCAAAAAUCACACAAUAUCUAAAACAGAAUUAAGUCAACAAGAAAAUAUAGAAAUUAAUCAUGUUAAUCAGCCAACUCCAUUUUUGUUUGGUAAAGCAUUUUUCGGCCAACAAGAAAAACUUGAAAACAAACCAUUACUUUUUGGUCAACUUUAUACCUCUGAAAAAGAACAAGUAGUGGAUUUACACAAUGAUGAACUAGGAAUCCAAAAUGUGAUUUCAAUCAACAACCACGAAGAAGAUAUACUUAUUAAUAAAGUACCAGAAGAAAGAGAAGUAAUUGAUGAAAUGCAGGAUAUAUUAGAAUUGGAAUCAUUACCUGAAAGUAACCCUGACGAAAAUACAGAUGUACCUUUAAUCUUAAAUACAAAUGAAGGUAAUCAACAAUCACUCAAACAAUCCUCUGUUUUAUUAGGUACUUAUCAAUUAUCAAAAACCAUUAAUUCAACAUUGGUAUCUAAGAUGGAAAUGAAAAGCCAGCAGCCCCUACUUCAAGAUGUAACCAAAAUAAAAAACCCACCGAUGGAUCCUUCAAAUUUACAAAAGUUUGACAAAGAACAGUCAUUUGCAAAAGAAUCUUCAACCAAUCAGUCAGAUAGAAUAAUUAUAACUCGAUCAAGGGCUAAAAGUGUAUCAAGUAAAUUAGAAGGAAAUCCUAAUCUAUUCAGACUUUUUGAUGGGGAUGAUAGCAAACAAGUUAGAGUAUCAUUAAAUAGAAAAAAAUCAAAAAGUCAAGAAAAUAUUUCUUUAACAAAACGAAAGCGUGAAAAGUCCAAAUCACCUAUAGAUAAUUUGAUAACUACUAAAAAGACUGUGUUUGGUUUAGAAAAAAUUCCUGAAGAAGGAAGUUGUUCAAAUGUAGAUAAGACUAUUGAAACUAAACCUACUAAAAAAUCAAAAUUUAAUUUCUUAAAACAUACAUCAAAAGUUGUUAAGCAUGAAAAUUUUAUACAUUUACAAGAAGAUAUUAAAGUAAAAACGCCAAAGAAAUCUAAAUCAGUCUAUUCGGAACCAGCAGCAACAAUGUCUGUAGUGAAAAAAAAUAGAUCUAAAAGAAGUUCAAGUAUUAAUUUAGUAAUUUCAGAUGAUGAAAGUGUUACUGAAAAUGAAGGUUAUAUGGAAGUUUUGCAAAAAGCACUGGGGCCAAAUACAAAGAAAUCAUUUCGAGCUGCUUCAGUACCAAAUAGAAAAAAACCAAAAAUGAUAACACAAAAACCAUCAAUUGAUGAUUCUAGACCUAAUUUAAAUGAAACUAGUACAACUUCAGAAGAUUCUAUUACUCCUCAAAUAUCACCCAUUGAAGGAAAUAACUCUAAGCAUAUGUUGAUUACUCCUGCCAAAUACCAAACUAAAGUGCCCAUGAAAUCAUUAGAGAGUGAAACUGAUGAUUCUUCUUCCGAUGAAUCUACAAAUUCUAAAUGUUUGGCAAGAUCAAUGAUCAUAAAGGUUAGUAAAAAUUGUACAAUAAAAUAUGGUCAACUUUUAAAUUUUAUUGUAAUUGAAAUAUUCUAUGGUUUGUAAAUUUGUAUUAUUAUGUUUUGUACCACACAUAGUUAAUGUUCAUGUUUUUUUUUUUUUGUAAAGGAAACUAUAGUUCCAGCAUUUACGCCAGAUAGACGUGUAACUCGUUCCCAAACAUUGAAUUUAGAUAAUUCAUUACAAUCUACAUCUUUGAUUGGGUAAGAGUAAUAACUAAUUAAAUUUAUUAAAUCCUCAAAAAUUAAAUUAAUUUUUUUCAUGGGACAAGGGCAUGCUCUGAAAAUUAAAUUUAGGUGGUAAAAGAUUGUAUUUAUAUUAACUAUUUAUUUUUUUUUGACUAUGAAUGUAGAUGCACAAACAUAUUUUGUUCAUUGAUAUCCUUGGGUUUAAUUCGAACCUCAUGAUACACUACAAGUACAGUGUUGAUAAAGGAUAAGUCCAAAUUCCAAAUAAUAUUUAUUGUACAUGUUGCUCUUAUUUUCAGAAAUAGAUUAUUAUAUAAAUUAAUGAAUUUAAGAUUCAAGUAUGCUAAUAUAAAUCAUUUUUGACAUUAGUUGUAUUAUAUGUUUCAGGCAUGAUCAGACUGAAAAAGGGCUGAAAUCCGGUACAAAAAAAACAGUUAAACGAAAGAACUCUAUUAAUUAAAUAAAACUUAAAACAUAAUAUUUACAUUCUUUUUUUUUUUAAUAAUUAAUAAUAUAUAAUUUUAACUAGUAUUUCGUGUCUUCAUUUAUACAUUAAAAUAUUAUUUGAAAUUUAAAAAUAGAAAUUAUCUUCGGUUUUCAAUUUAGUGAUGCUGUUGAUUUCAAAUAAUUUUAUAAUAAUUUACUUUGAUUUAACUUCUUUAGGUAUAUAAAGUUUAAUUUGUUAAAACGUAAAUAAUUUUUAAUUUCUUAAGUAUUCAAGUGCAAAUAAAACAAAAUGUGCAUUAUUUAAUUUUUAUUGAUGUAACAUGUUUUCUGUUGUAAUAAAUACUGUUAAUUAUGA